Diorhabda carinulata is the source of this 2934-nucleotide messenger RNA. Its product is annotated as E3 ubiquitin-protein ligase TRIM71. Gene Ontology annotation, biological process: proteasome-mediated ubiquitin-dependent protein catabolic process; protein polyubiquitination. The transcript has 14 exons. Gene Ontology annotation, molecular function: zinc ion binding; protein binding; ubiquitin protein ligase activity. The record is from RefSeq and is a predicted model, not a curated record. NCBI's taxonomy places the organism in Eukaryota, Metazoa, Arthropoda, Insecta, Coleoptera, Chrysomelidae. The coding region runs from base 169 to 2514 and encodes 781 amino acids.
CAUAUUUAAGUUUCAAAGUGUCAAGAAUGACGGGUUUGAGUUAGACAAUUUCAAUUUAGACUACUUGUUGAAAAUUAAAUUCAUGUGUUUUGAACCAAAAAAUACACUGUAAUUUGAAUUACUGUUAUUAAAAAUAUCUUUCAUUUACAGAUCAAUAAAGACAUCAAAAUGUCUUGCAUUGCGUCAACAAGUUUUGCCACCCCAGGAUCCUCAAAUUUAGGUCUUAUCGGCGCGAACGAUCCCAUCAAUGAUUUCAUACCUGAUCCAUCGACAGGUCUAUCCUCUUCACUUGCUUCGAGUAGCCGGUCUAUGGGAUCACCUUUGGAGGUUAAUUCUUCUUCACUAACUUCAAGCAGCCUGUCAAUGGGAUCUCCUUUAGAGGGUCUAUCUUCUUCGCUAGCAUCAAGUAAUCGAUCUAUAGGAUCACCUUUAGAGGCUCUCUCUUAUUCUCCACAAGCUCCAAGCAACCAUUCUAUGGAAUCACCUCCAGAGGUGCAUCCUCCUUCUCCAAUUGGCUCAGGCAGACCUCCUACGGGAUCACGUACAGAGGUUCGUCCUCCUUCUCCAAUUGGUUCAGGCAGACCUUCCAUAGGAUCGCGUUUAGAGGUUCAGCCCCCUUCCCCAAUUGGUUCAGGUCGACGUUCUAUAGGACCACGUUCAGAGGCUCUUACCUAUUCUGCGGUCGCUUCAGGUUGUUGUUUCAUGGAUUCACCUCUUGAGGAUAUCCCCUGUAGUUCAACUUGUGAUCUCCCUUCAAUGAAUGGUUUAGGGGUAUCAUCUACACAGGCUCUGGCUCCUUCCUUAGACCGUCGUACUAUGGAACUGUCUUUAGAAGCCCUAUUUCACAAUGUUGUUACUUUAAGUAGUCGUUCUAUGGAAUCAUCUUUAGAGGUCAGUAGAAGUCCACAUUCUAUGGGAUAUUCAUGUCAUAAACAUGGUCAACCUCAUAGCUUAUUUUGUCGCACGUGCCAUAUUCCAGCAUGCACUGAAUGUAUUACGGAAGAGCAUAAUGGUCAUCAGUUCAUGUAUAUCCAGGACGCUAUUCAUUCAGCCAGAGAGACGAAUCACAAACUUCAUGUUGAAGCUCGUCAAACUAUUGGUAUCAUUAAAAACGCAAUAGAAAACAUUAAACGUGUUUAUGAAAAUGUUGAACAAAGAUCUAUUACAGCUGUUACGGAGACUAAAAAACUGAUAAGAAGUUACAUGAACGCUUUAAACAACAGAGAAGCUGAGCUUUUACAAAACAUAGACAAAACUCGACAAAUUAAAGGCAGACUACUCACGUCUCAAUUAGAGAAUCUCAGCCAUGUUUUGACAGAACUUAUGCGAAUCUCCAAUUUAUUAAAUGAAUCGUCAAAAAUUAAUAAUACAAUCGAUUUAUUAAAAUUGAAUGAUACAGCUACCAAUGAAAUGAGACAGUUGAGAGCAGUACGGCCAGAAUUAACACCUUGCGAAGAUGAUGAUGUACUAUUUCUUCCUCCUGACAAUACUGUAUUUCGUUUAUUAUCCACAAUAGGUGGUAUCGGCAUAAAUAAUUCCUCCAGAAUAUUAAAUAAUGGUGCUAAUACCCAGAAUAAGGUAUUUUUAACCAUUCCUAGAAGAGUAACAGAAGUUCAGCCCAUGAGUCAAACUAUCUAUGGUGCUAACCACAUUGCCGUUGAACAUAAUCCGGUACCAUCUCUAGUAUUCGGUUCCGAGGGAAAGGAAGAUGGUGAAUUAUGUAGACCAUGGGGUGUCUGUUGCGAUUUUAUGGGACAUAUAGUUGUUACUGAUAGAAGUAAUAAUAGAAUACAAGUUUUCAGCCCUAAGGGAAUUUUUCUUUAUAAAUUUGGAAGGCAAGGUACGGGCCCAGGGGAAUUUGAUAGGCCCGCUGGUAUUACUAUCAAUCCCAGAGGCCAUAUUGUUGUAGCUGAUAAAGAUAAUCAUCGUAUACAGGUAUUUAAAAUGGAUGGUACGUUUGUUUCGAUGUUUGGUGAAAAGGGUGUUGAACAUGGACAGUUUAAUUACCCUUGGGAUGUGGCUUGUAACAAACAAGGACACGUUGUUGUGUCAGAUACUAGGAAUCAUCGCAUACAGAUAUUUGAUAGUAAUGGUAGAUUUUUGAGAAAAUAUGGCUAUGAAGUUAAUACAUAUAGGUGGAAAAUUUUUGACACUCCAAGAGGUGUUUGCUUUGCUCCAAAUGGUAAUAUUAUUGUAACAGAUUUCAACAAUCACAAAUUGAUAGUAAUCAAUGAAAGAACAAAUGAAGUACAAUAUGUUGGAAAGGAAGGAUCAGGCUAUGAACAAUUUCUAAGGCCCCAAGGUAUAGUAUGUGAUGAUAAUGGGAAAAUAAUAGUAGCAGAUUCGCGAAAUAACAGGAUACAAGUACUUGAUCUUAGUGGAAACUUUUGCUGGGCAGUUGGAAGCUUUGGAACAGGUGCAGGACAAUUGGAUAGACCUAGUGGCAUCUGUUUGAACCCCGAUGGUCGCAUCACAGUUGUAGAUUUUGCAAAUAGUCGUGUACAAAUGUUUUAGUUUAUUUUUAAUGUUUUUUUUUCUACUUAUUCUAUAUUUUCAAAAGUAAGUGUUUAGUAAUAGGUAUAUAAUUGCGGAGGUAUUUAUUAUACGUUCUCAUUAUUUUUUGCUUGUUGACUUUCUAUGUUUUAUUGAGAAUACAAAAAAUACAUUCCCGUAUAAAAAUUAUUCAGAUUUAGAUACUUCGUAUUAAAUGUAUCGAUUAUUCUAUUUCAGGAUAUGUAAAAUAAUAAAUGUACAGUGUUUAUUAAAAUAAUAAAAAGCACGUAACACGCUUAUGUUAUUUUAAUGUAAUAAUCUUUGAAAAACUGUGCAAAAAUAUUGGCUGUAGAAUGUAACUAAACUAAUUUUAGUGAAAAUCGAUGCAUUUAAAAGUUUAUGAUAUUUCAAAUAUUUGGAGUUAAUUACACGUUUGUCACA